UGCUGAUCAGAAAAUAUAUUCGAUCUGUUACUACAAGGACCACUCAAGGUAGACGACACAAUUGUUUACUGAGAAAAGAUUGCGUACAACACUAGCGGCAACUUGACAUUGACAGUUAGAUUUAUACAUUGCACCUCCAACACCAUCUGCGUGCCAUAUGAAUGCUAGAACAAGGGUAUCUCCGUAUAGAGUGUGCAACAACAACAACAACAGUCAGUAAUUGUUCCUAAAACUCUUUGGGCUAUUCUCUGAUGAAUCAUAGAAGCGGCUGAAUUACACAGGUUAUAUCUCCAUUAUCCUGGAUGUAGUCAUAAUAGUAGUACGCUUAGUAGCAGAGCUUUCAAUAUGUUUUCAACAAAUGACAGAAGGUCUAUUCGGGCUAGCUAAAAGAAGCGUUUACUUUCAUUUAGUCAAAACACCGAUUACGGGUAGGCGGACGAGCAAUUAAACGCUCCAACAAGCAAAAAUGACGUUACGGAAUCUAAACAGACCGUGCCUAACUUUGCAUCUGGCUGUGUGUGCGCAUGUGCCCAUUUGCAGCUUUAUGUGAGCGUGUAACCCUCUGCGUUCGUCUGUGGAAAGCAAGCCACCCGCACAGAUACUCUCACUACAUGAACUUCGGCAGUCAUCUAUCUAGCCAGUCAAUGGUGGAUCGGUUGCUUAGAUGGUCGGUCGAUUGAGUGACCAGUUCGUGUGUCAUUCGAUGAGUCAAGGUGUCGCUCUGCACAAGCCACUGCGUUCGACCGCACAUUGUCGAGGUAUAUUGAUUAUAUCUAUUUAGGGCUCAACGGAUACAAGCGUGAUUGGCCAGAUCACUAACUGUCAUCAAAUUUGAAUGCACUGCUGUUGUAGUAUCAAAUGAUUAUCUUCACCUGAACGAUCCAGUGAGUGCGUCGAACAAAGAGGUUACAUAGAUAAUAGUCGAUCUUAUCUAUGGAACAUAAUUUUCGGAUUGGACGGCAAAAAAGCGUACUAGUAGUAUAAUCUGCUCUAAAAGUAUGUGGAAGACUACGAGCAAUCGACCUACCUUAAAAGUGAUAGCGGUCUGAUCGAACAAGUCUAUCUCCGUUUCGUUAGUCGACCGUUCGAUAGAACAAAGGCGGGUUGUGUUGGACGGUGAUGCAGCCUGGCUCUUGACGUGCUCUAUCAUUGAAGUCAAUACUGCGCUCGCUAGAUUUGUAAGCAACAGGUGCUUAUUUUCGUGGUUAGUGAGGACAAAAUCUAGCGUUUUUCGGUGUUGUGGUAGAGGUACGUGGCGGUGUAUGAUCGUCGUGUGAAAUUAGCUGUGCAAGAGAAACUCAAUUUGCACAGCCAUCGUCGUACAGAGUGUGUGACGGUUAGUAGCGGAAACAGCUCGAGAAAACGUGAGAUUUUCGCCGUCAGUAGGUUGAUGCUUCAAAGCGACUAUGGUCUUAGUCAAUCAGACAUCUGCAAUGAGCUCGAGCUCAUCUGCUCGCAGCUCGAAUGUCAACGUUGUCGGGAUCCUCCAGGAUGACAACGUUGAAGAGAUAUAUUUAGAAGUAUCUGUGAUAAAUCCAAUUACCCGAAAGGAGGGCGAUGGCGAGUUGGUCACAACCUACGCCAUUUAUAUUGAGACCAAUGAUUCGGCUUUUACAAUGUCGAGAUCGAUGGUACGUCGGCGCUACUCCGAAUUCGUGGUUCUUCGGUCCAUCCUUCAGGAGCAACAUCCUUCUCUCACCGUUCCCCGCCUACCCGGGAGGACACUCCUGGGAAAGCGAUUCGAUCAGCGUUUUAUACAAGAGAGAUGUAGUGGUUUGCAGUCAUUUCUGAAGGCGAUUGUCGAACAGCCCGUGUACUUAUCAAACAAGAGCCUUCACCUGUUUUUGCAGACGUCGCUAACGAUGGAGCAGAUACAAAAUGUUGUGAACGGCUGUGAGUCCUUUGAGCUGCCGCACAACAACUCGUCGCCGUUUGUACUUUAUCCUGUCGACAGUAAAACGCCCAGUCAAGGAGGUCGUGUCGGGAUUCUCAAGCGGGAGGCCUGCUCAUCGCUAGCUUCCUGUCCUGAACAUGAAUGUCAGGCCCAGGGUAAACAUCAACAUAUGCGGGUGGGAUCAGGCAUUGUGGUUUGCCCGUACGCAAGCGUGGAUCAAGCCGGCACCCCGACCGUCCGGACUAUGGCCGGCAGUGCUCCGUUCAAUAUACCAGCAGGAUCGCCGAAACCUUUAGCUGUGAGUGCUUUGCGCAGUUGUGCUAGUGAUACAUGCCUCGAUGGAACAGCCACAGGAACAAGUUCUCUUGCCGGAAGCAAGAAACGAGUGUCCUUCUUCAUUGAAAACAAAAACAGGCAAUCGCUGCUCCGACGAUGCGAUGGGAAUCACAAGGACACCGGUACGGAGGCCAGAACUGCAGCAGGCCGACCACAAAGUGAACAACAACCAUGCCAGAACGGAAAGAGUUGGACUCCUGCCAUUAGCAUUCUAACUGAGCAAUCUCGACAGGAUAGUGAUAUCAGACAAGACCAUAACAGACCGGACUAUGGACGGACUGCACUCGAUAAUGAACCAAAGGACGAGCCUGUCGUGACAAGUGACAGUGAAGAAACUGAAAACAACAAUGCUCUUAGCGACACAACCCUUAAGGUUGUGGCUUCGGAUGCGUGCAGUGACAAUAGUAACUGCGAAACCUGUAUACAGAUCGUGGCCACUGGUGUAAUGGAAAACGUAACAGGCGUCGCCGAUAUCGCGCUCGAUGUUGCGCCUGCAUCGGUCACAGUACAAAAUAUCGUGGGUUGAUCUGAAGAUUGUCGACGGUAAAAGUGUACAAUUGUAGGUAAGCAUUGCAUGCGAAAAAACACAGCUGCAUUCCUUUGCGGAAGCCCCGAAGAAAUAACGUUGUAAUAAUAACGUCAAUAUAUAAACCAUAUCAAAGUUCAGUUGAAAAGUUAAUUAAGAACAUAAGGUAUCAAGGUCACCCACUCUUUGUCAAUACUAUAUAUACAUAAAACAUAGAUACAGUAUGUCGAAUAAUACGACUGUGUAGUAGAUACGAUGGCAUGAGUGUAGUGACUGUAUAUAAACUUGUAUGAUUAGUGUGCAUGCGAGUCAAUAUGACUGCAAACUAGGUAGAAGCUCAUAUAUAUAUAUAUUAUAUUAUAUAUUAUAUAUAUAUAUUAGAAUAACAAUGAAUUCUGUCAAGAGGAAGACUGUACGAGUUGGCGUUUACGAU
Messenger RNA from Varroa destructor (honeybee mite), 3189 nucleotides. RefSeq lists its product as uncharacterized. Lineage: Eukaryota; Metazoa; Arthropoda; Arachnida; Mesostigmata; Varroidae. Gene Ontology annotation, cellular component: endosome. Gene Ontology annotation, biological process: vesicle organization; intracellular protein transport. Gene Ontology annotation, molecular function: phosphatidylinositol phosphate binding. The record is from RefSeq and is a predicted model, not a curated record.